AGCAGGCUAAUUACCGGGGGUGCCGACAACUGUUGGAACAGUGUGGGCUGACUGGUGUUUUGGACGGACGCAGUGAGCUCACCAAGAUGGAGUCGGGCCCUCCACAUCUCUCCCCAGUCCCCGGGACGGAGGCCAUCCCGCACCACCACCCCCACCCUGGGGUACCCGGAAUGCCCAUGCCGCCACAAAUGAUGCCCAUGACCACCCCGGUCGGGCUUCAAGCCAUCUACCAAGCCUGUCGGCGGCUGUAUGCCGACCAACCCAACCCGCUCCAAGUCACGGCUGUCGUCAAAUACUGGUUGGGUGGUCCGGACCCGUUAGACUACAUCAGCAUGUAUUCUAACCCAGGAGACCCAAACAGAGGCAUCCCUGCACACUGGCAUUAUGUCAGCUUCGGUCUCUCUGAUCUGUACGGAGAUGGCAGAGUGCACGAAUACACUGGCCCGGAAGGCCCGAGUGGCUUUGGAUUUGAGCUGACAAUCCGCCUAAAGAAGGAGACUGGUGAAACGGCCCCGCCCACCUGGCCUGCUGCCCUGAUGCAGACCUUGGCCAGAUAUGUCUUCCAGUCAGGUGAGGAGAGCAAUCACAAUGUCCUGUGUGCUGGUGAUCAUGUGUCCUGGCACAAUGCCCUGGACAGCAGUGAGUCUCGUAUUCAGCACAUGCUUAUGGCAGAGGACCCUCUCCUACAGUCUAUCAUGUCCCCAAUGGGCACCAUCAACUUUAUACAGAUUAUUGGAGUGACUGCAGAGGAGCUGCAGGCUGCACAGAGAUGGAACGGUCCAGGAAUCCUGGAACUGCUGCGGAAUGUGCCAGUUGCAGGGGGACCAUGGCUUCUUACUGACAUGAGAAGAGGUGAAACCAUCUUUGAGAAGGACCCACAACUUCAGGAGGUUGUUGAGAGAGGAAUUGAGACUGAGGGCUCCAACCUGAGUGGUGUGAGCGCCAAGUGCAGCUGGGAAGAGAUGGAAGAUUCCCGAGAAGAAAGAGAAGAAUCAGAGGAAACAGUCAGACAGCGUAUAACACCACAUGAAUCAGAGCAAAUCAAGGCAGAGCUGAGGAGGGGGUUGAUGGGACAACAUGGCUCAGGGGCGGCUGGGUUUGGAACCGGGGCAGGUGCCGACUGGACGGAUCAUGUCAACCACAACACAGACAGAGAGAGGAAAGACUCCCUGAGCAGUUCAGGCAGUACAGAGGAGGUGAAGCCAGGCGAGCUACAGAGGAGCCAGACCAUGGAUGCUGUACAUGUCAAAAUUAACAAGGAGGCUGGGACUCUACUGCCACUAGUCAUGAGGGGGAGAUUGAAACACGGACGUCACUUCACAUUCAAGGACGUGUCAGGGAAUUCUGCAAUAACAUUUGUGUCACCAAGAGUGAUGGGAGCCAUAGCGGAUGAAAGCCACCCAUAUGCUUCCAGAGGGCCAUGGUUACAGGUUCUUAUACCAGAAGAUUUUCUAGAAGCAGUCAUAAAAGACUUGGAGGAGCUGUCCAGCACAGAAGAACUUGUGGUGCCAAAGCAGUACAGAUGGAGAGAGAAAGGGUUGACCAUCAGUAUCCUACCAGACGACUGGUGACAUGGAAGGUGUGGUUUGUAAAGAGCCAUGUUGUAUAUGGGGGGUAGAGGUUGUUUUCGUGCAGUGGAUACUGUAUCUAUAUUGAAAUUAUGAUAAAGGUACCUGAAUGGUAUUUGGCUAUGAGUAGAGUAUCAUGUACUUUCCCCUGUACUCUGGAUAAGGGUGAUGAAAAGGAAACAAUGAUAAUGUAUUAGAAUGAAAGAAUGGUUGUCUUUUAAACUGUUUCUUGCCUCAGUGUAAGGCAUUUGAACUAGUACAUCAGAAUCAUGAUUUAAGAUCAUUACUAUGUUGAAACCUGAAUGGAACACGUGUCAAUUUAUAAAGAGUCCUUUGUUAAUUGUGUUUCUGUGGAAUGCUGGGGGUAUUUAUGCUGUUCUCAAAAGCAUAUUAAUAGUGAUUAUGAUAAAGUUUAUAUAGAUGAAUGCAAUGCCAUAGAUUUGCCACAACAUCAUUGUGUCAACAAGUGACACCUGCCAUAAAAUCUUACUUUGGAAGAGGUUACAGAAAUUGUUGCAUUGUUAAUUUCCUACAGUUAAAGACUCAAACCAGUAGCAACACCGCACAUCACAAUGUUAGUAGUUUAUCAGCUGCUUUGUUUUAAUCACAAUAGGUUUUAGAUGUUUUAUUCAUAAAUUGGAAUCAUACAAAUUGCAUUUUUAAAUAUUGUACCGAUAAAAAGCUAUCAAGGCACUAGCAAUGUGUAUUUAAGUUCCAUAUACAAAAGCCCAAUGGUAGUGUCAAAUUGAUAAAUACAGGGUGCUUGCAACAGCUUUUUUGACAGGGAAGGACAGUUGGCCAUUCAUUUAUUUAAAGGGUUUGUUUGAGAAUCAUGUAUGGUACAGACUGCUUUUAUAUUGUAACAUCUUCAACAUAUUCAAUACUUGAGAGAUAAUGUACAACGUGUAUCUAUGGCCUGAGAAAUUUUUUUGCUGCUGAAUAUGCUUUCAUUGCUAAAGGAUUUUUGAUUUGUAGAUGUUAAAGAUGUUUGCUUUGCUUCAGUAUCACAGUUUAUAGUAUUAUCUUAAGUAUAGUAAAGAGGAUAUUGUGCUUAAUGCUCUAACCAAAUUCACAAAUAACUGUGAUGUUAUCAUUCUCUCCAAACCGUAUAUCUUUGUUUCUGAUGGAGUUUUAGGACCACAAAUAAUCAUUGUGUUGUUCGUGAGCUCAGCUGUUCAUGAAAAGUGCCUUGCAAGUGAAAUUUGCCUAUUGCUUACAAUUCCAAAUUGCUGCUGCAUUGUGUUAGAAAGACCAAUUUUUGUUGAUUCUUGUAAAAGAACAUUUCACUGUAGACAAUGCCUCAACAUUUUCUAAACAUUUGGUAUGACAAGUGUUUAGUCAACUAACUCCACAGUACCAAAAAAGGUAUGUAGUUACAUGUACUCUGUCUCAAGCAUUGCCUUAUAAAUGUACAGAAAAGUAUUUUCAUAUAGCAAAUAGGAAAUGUAGUUUUCUAGGUGCUGCUUUGCCAAGUUAACUGUAAACUGUAAAUAUAUGCUGUUUUAUGUCCA
Messenger RNA from Branchiostoma belcheri (Belcher's lancelet), 3079 nucleotides. Its product is annotated as suppressor of fused homolog. The record is from RefSeq and is a predicted model, not a curated record. NCBI's taxonomy places the organism in Eukaryota, Metazoa, Chordata, Leptocardii, Amphioxiformes, Branchiostomatidae. Bases 87 to 1571 code for a protein of 494 amino acids. The transcript has 12 exons. Gene Ontology annotation, cellular component: nucleus; cytoplasm. Gene Ontology annotation, molecular function: transcription factor binding.